Acanthosepion pharaonis is the source of this 738-nucleotide messenger RNA. The record is from the annotation of a GenBank genome assembly. Lineage: Eukaryota; Metazoa; Mollusca; Cephalopoda; Sepiida; Sepiidae.
AUGUAUUGGCUGAAGAUCGUAUUCAAGCGCAAAGGUACUGUUGCCGCUCAGUUGCACAUACAUUCUUUCUUUUUAUUCGUGUUCAUAUCUAUCUAUCUAUCUAUCUAUCUAUCUAUCUUAGCUUAUUUGUAUCUAGAUGCUAUCUAUCUAUCUAUUCACGUCUGUAUUAGCCUAUUUCUAUCUAUCUAUCUAUCUAUCUAUCUAUCUAUCUUAGCUUAUUUGUAUCUAGAUUCUAUCUAUCUAUCUAUAUAUCUAUCUAUCUUAGCUUAUUUAUUCUAUCUAUCUAUCUAUCUAUCUAUCUAUCUAUCUAUCUAUCUAUCUAUCUUAGCUUAUUUGUAUCUAGAUUCUAUCUAUCUAUCUAUCUAUCUAUCUAUCUAUCUAUCUAUCUAUCUAUCUAUCUAUCUUAGCUUAUUUGUAUCUAUCUAUCUAUCUAUCUAUCUAUCUAUCUAUCUAUCUAUCUAUCUUUUCAUGUCUGUCUACGCCUAUUUAUGUCUGUCUGCGCUCUAUCUACCUACCUACCUAUCUAUCUUAGACAUUUAUAUUUUCUCUCUCAUUGUUACUAAAUGCACUCGUAUGAAAGGCCUUAUCAGCCCAUAUAUUUCUGUAUCAAAACCGUGUCUUCUUUGCCGGGGGACCCCAAUUUGUCACUUCUUAUUCUCCCCUUCCCUCAUAAUCCUACCGCGUGAUAACAUGUUUCUGUCCAAAUGCUUUGAAUUAUCUCAACUAAUCUCAUUAUGA